CGGCCUGAGUGCUGAUGCUGGAUCAGCAUCGUUUGACAUAACCUCCAAUUCGGGUGUGUGUAGGCUGAUUCAGGAUCGGUUAGAAGUAGCUAGAUUGUAUAGCCUUUUGCGGUUUCAGGUUUCCGUACGUGAGGUAACAUUCGUAGCGUUUGUGUUCUCUGAUCCUUGGUUAACCCCGAAUAAACAUUCGAUUGCGCAUCCUGGAUAUGUGUAGCUAAAGUUGGUUCGCCAGCUAGUAGUUGGUAAACUGCGGUAGAUAGCUAGCUAAAUGCGCUUAAUAACCGCACGCUAUAGGUAGCUAGCUAACCCUAGACUCACAUUAGCUGGUAUAAUAGCUAAUGUUACCUACCAAUCUAGCUUGCCUUGGCUAGCUAGUUAUUGCCCCUGGCUUGGUUCUGACUGCCUAGCCAAACGGCUAACAUUAGUUGGCUAAUGUCACCCAGUUAAUACUAACGUUAAUUAUAAUUAGUUAUCACUUUUAACGUUUCUGUAGAAUCACACACUUCCCGAAACGAGUGCGUUUGGUUUAUUUUCUAUUAACCCAUUUGACCAAGCUCUGUGUGUACAAUGGCUGCGUGGGUGAAGGCACCUGGCAGUAGACGACCCCAACCGAUGCCCAACGGAGGAAACGUAAAGCCAUACCGGCCAUUCCGCAGAGCACCGUACCCGCUGAGAGAGGACCGAAACGAAGUCCAGGACGAAUCGCAAAGCUUUGAUGAGGCAUUGGAUCAGCAGCAUGACUACCCUGCUGGCACGGCGGAGUAUGAGAGAUACCAGCAUUCGCAAGGUGCCCCGGCGGACAAACGCAACGCGCUCUACCAGCGCUUCUACGCACAGGUGCAAGAGGACUACGAAAAGAGGCCUGCAGACUGCGUGCUCCUGUCUGUGAGCACCCAGAACAUGGAUUACGCAAAAACGAUAGGCCACUGUUUGCAGGAGCGCGGCCUCGCAAUGGAAAUGAUUUACCUGCAGGCGGAGUCAGGCCUGACGCGGGCCCUGCAGGACGUCCGGGCCCACGGCUCCCCCUUAUGUAUUCUCGUGGAGCAGACUAAUGUAGCGCUCUCCUCGUGCACUGUAAUCAUAUUUUCAGAGUCACUCAAAAUCCACCGCAACAUGCCGAAGGACCAGGCGAUGGAUUUUGUGAUGGCGGAGUUUGGGCGCGUGCAGGCGGAGCGCGAGGAGAAGGAGCCGGGCGAGAUGGCGUCCAAGGCGGCGCAGAUGGCGGAUGAUUACCUGGAGCGGGAGAAGCAGGAGCGCCACAGCGUGCCCUCCGCCACACGCCACCUGCUGCACCUGCUGGCCGAGGGCCUGCACCUCUACCCCGAGGACCUGGGCACGCUCGCCGAGUACGUGCGCUCCCGCCAGGACCAGCUGCAAGACACUGCUCCUGAAGGUGAGGAAGGCUCGUACCCAAUGAGGAGGAAGAUCCUGCCCAGCGGCUUGGGCAAACCGCCGCCCCUUCUGCCCACUCCCUCUGGGCCCCACGUCAGGGAGCACCCCCCUCUUCCCCCCAACACCAGUGAGCACCCCUCCGCUCCUCUACUGCCCACUCCAGGCUCUUAUCCAAAAACCAAGCCUCCCCCACUGCUGUCCAUGCAGGGUCGCCCAGGCCCCCCCCACGGGCCACCGCGUGGACCCCCACCCCAUGGCCACGGCCCACGGGGACCGCCGGCCCAUCACGGCCCGCCCCCUCCGCGAGGCCCCGCCCCUGUCCAUGGCCCGCUUCCUCCCCGCGGACCCCCGCCUGUCCGAGGGCCGCCCCCCCACGGGGCCCCCCCGUCUUUGAAGAGUCUCCAGAUGGGAGACCAGCCAGGCCUGCUGCCACGCCCAGGGGGACCCCCACGUCCCAGCCUGCCAAGGCACUGAGACCCCCCUCUCUCCCAUUCCCCAAACCCUUCCCACAGUGCAGUGAAAGACACCCAUCAUCCAGCAGGGCCUACUGCAGCCCCCCUGCUUGGGCUCACCCUGGCCACUGUGGUCCGCAACCCCGACUCAGGAGCACCACGGCUUCUCUUCUGAGUUCGUACGACAUUGCGAGGCUCUGCUGACCCCAACCCCUCCACAGCUCUGACACACCAGGCCCUGCCCCCUCCACAGCUCUGACACACCAGGCCCCGCCCCCUCCACAGCUCUGACACACCAGGCCCCGCCCCCUCCACAGCUCUGACACACCAGGCCCUGCCCCCUCCACAGCUCUGACACACCAGGCCCUGCCCCCUCCACAGCUCUGACACACCAGGCCCCGCCCCCUCCACAGCUCUGACACCCCAGCCCCCGCCCCCUCCACAGCUCUGACACACCAGGCCCCGCCCCCUCCACAGCUCUGUGAGGCCAGACCUCAUUCCCCUAAGCUAAAUAUGACUGAAUAUCGGGUUGUGACCUCUAUAGGGGCAUUGUGUGACUAGAUGCCCCACGACUGCAGAACAUUCCCAUGUUGUGCAAUGUUGCAAACGUCAGUUGGUCUCUCUCCCUUCCUCUCUGCUGAUUGGUGUCAGUACCUUACUCAUUGCUGAUUGGUUGAGAAUCCCUCCUCUUUACUUUGUUGCUUAUCUUCUCAAAAUCAGUUGCUUAAGAGACACCAAGAUCCUGAGUUUCGGAACCACAUAAACUCACUUCAUGACUCACUUAUUUGUACAGAGGUGUCAUUUAGGUUUGAAGUUGAUGAGGCAUUGUUGAUGUUCUUUAGGAAUGGCAUAUAAGCAUUUUGUUAAAAAAUGAAAAUGUUAAAAAUGGAGCAAUGUUAAAAUAACAAUGAUUUAUGUUUUGUUUUUUAUAAUAAAAGACUGAACCUUCUAAUCUUUUGAAAAGGUCAGGUGCUGUAUGUGCUCCCGGCACAGCCAAUCCGAAGUUAGGCUUCAUAUUGCACUUUCAUUUGUAUAUGGUCACUCCAGUAUUGUUUUAAAGUCUGAAAUUUUCUUGUCAUUAAAAGUCAUCCUGACUCCAUGCA
Messenger RNA from Conger conger (European conger), 2947 nucleotides. RefSeq lists its product as uncharacterized. Lineage: Eukaryota; Metazoa; Chordata; Actinopteri; Anguilliformes; Congridae. The coding region runs from base 568 to 1866 and encodes 432 amino acids. The record is from RefSeq and is a predicted model, not a curated record. The transcript has 9 exons.